GGAUCUUGUAUGCAGUCGUCCCUUUUCUCGGGCCUUUGUUUCCCAGAAGGCUCUGCGGGUGAGGCGAGUGUAAAUACUUCCGGUGUCAGGUAGUGACGGUCUGUGUAAACUGGUCCUGUAGCCGUGGCAGCGGCAGAGUGGCGAGCCAAGUUCAGCAGUCGUGGACCGGAGAGAGAAGCUACCUGUCGACAUCAGCCUGGGCUGCAGCGCGCCGCCGCUACGGGGUCUGAAGAGCAGAUCUCUAGAGAAGCUGGAAGGGAAACAGGUAUGGCCAAGGACGUCCUCGGUGAAGCAGGGCUGCACUUUGAUGAGCUGAACAAGCUGCGGGUGUUGGACCCAGAGGUUACCCAGCAGACCAUAGAGCUCAAGGAAGAGUGCAAGGACUUCGUGGACAAAAUUGGCCAGUUUCAGAAAAUAGUUGGUGGUUUAAUUGAGCUUGUUGACCAACUUGCAAAAGAAGCAGAAAACGAGAAGAUGAAGGCCAUUGGUGCUCGGAAUUUGCUCAAAUCUAUAGCAAAGCAGAGAGAAGCUCAACAGCAGCAACUCCAAGCACUAAUAGCAGAAAAGAAAAUGCAGCUUGAAAGGUAUCGGGUUGAAUAUGAAGCUUUGUGUAAAGUAGAAGCAGAACAAAAUGAAUUUAUUGACCAAUUUAUUUUUCAGAAAUGAACUGAAAAUUUCAUUUUAUAGGAGGGCAAAAAACAAAAACAAAAAAACAAAAACCUCUGUACCAUUCCAGUGACUUUGACCAAUGACCUAGUGUGUCAUUUGAGAUGGUGUGUAAGGAACGCAGCACCUCUGAAGGCAAUAAAACAAAUCUGAGGGAGCUUGUUUCAGAUGCCUGUGUGUAUCUGGUGAAUGCCCAGUGACCAUGGUGGCCUGGGUUUUCACCUCUUGCAUUCUUUGUCUGAAAUAAGCAGUGUGUAAACUUGGAUUUUUUUUGUAAAUUUAUAAAGCUUUGGAAGAAAAACAAUAAAUUAUUGUUUUCAGAUGGCUUCUCUACCUCUUUUCCUGGUGCCCUUAAAGUGUACACUAAAUGCCUUAUAAAAGAACCUUGGACUCUAUUCCCUAGUCCACAAAACGAACCAGGCAGUGGUCAGCAGCUACCUUUAUUUGGACUGGACACAUGAGUCAGACGAUACUCCCAACAAUUGGAGCAACAUGGCUUAUGAGCAGAACAGGCAAAGAGGGAACUAAGUGGGACCAGUUUCUAUUGUUAUCCAUGUGUGUUCACCAAGUUUUGUUUUGUUAAGUUAGCCUUGAGUAUGAAUUUAGAGAAAGUGAAUGGAACACCAUGUACUAACAUGAAGACACUCUAUGCACAUACUGGACAUGUUAUGCCCAGCUGUCCCAUUUUGACUGAGAAUAAAAUGGGAAGGAAUGAUUACACUAUUUGUAAGAAAGAUCUGAAACACACUUCCAGAUCAUGUUUGAGACA
Messenger RNA from Pteronotus mesoamericanus, 1435 nucleotides. RefSeq names its product intraflagellar transport 20 (gene IFT20). Gene Ontology annotation, cellular component: cilium; Golgi apparatus; centrosome. The record is from RefSeq and is a predicted model, not a curated record. The coding region runs from base 268 to 666 and encodes 132 amino acids. Gene Ontology annotation, biological process: centrosome localization; intraciliary transport; protein localization to cilium. NCBI's taxonomy places the organism in Eukaryota, Metazoa, Chordata, Mammalia, Chiroptera, Mormoopidae. The transcript has 6 exons.